Molecule: messenger RNA, 1518 nt
Organism: Chinchilla lanigera (long-tailed chinchilla)
Lineage: Eukaryota; Metazoa; Chordata; Mammalia; Rodentia; Chinchillidae
Gene: Gpr101
Product: G protein-coupled receptor 101
Exons: 1
Coding region: 1-1518 (505 amino acids)
Biological process (GO): adenylate cyclase-activating adrenergic receptor signaling pathway
Cellular component (GO): membrane
Molecular function (GO): G protein-coupled receptor activity
Source: RefSeq, a predicted model, not a curated record
AUGGCACCCACCUGCACCAACAGCACACAGGAGAACACCACCACCCAGGCGUGCACACCCCUUUCCAAAAUGCCCAUCAGCCUGGCUCACGGCAUCAUCCGGUCGACUGUGCUGCUCAUCUUCCUCACCAUCUCCUUCUUUGGCAACAUAGUCCUGGUGCUUGUGUUGCAGCGCAAGCCGCAGCUGCUGCAGGUGGCCAACCGCUUCAUCUUUAACCUCCUCAUCACCGACCUGCUGCAGAUUGCUCUUGUGGCCCCGUGGGUCGUGGCCACCUCCGUGCCUCUCUUCUGGCCCCUCAACAGCCACUUCUGCACGGCCCUGGUUACCCUCACUCACCUGUUCGCCUUUGCCAGUGUCAACACCAUUGUCGUGGUGUCCAUAGAUCGCUACCUGUCCAUCAUCCACCCACUCUCCUACCCAAACAUGAUGACCCAUCGCCGUGGUUACAUGCUCCUCUACGGCACCUGGAUUGUGGCCACCUUGCAGAGCACACCCCCACUCUAUGGCUGGGGCCAGGCUGGCUUUGAUGAGCGCAACGCCCUCUGCUCCAUGAUCUGGGGGUCCAGCCCCAGCUACACGGUUCUCAGCGUGGUGUCCUUCAUCAUCAUCCCACUGGCUGUCAUGAUCGCCUGCUACUCUGCAGUGUUCGGUGUAGCCCGGAAGCAGCAUGCCCUGCUGUACAAUGUCAAGAGCCGCAGCCUCGAGGUUCGGGUCAAGGACCGUGUGAAGAAUGAGUGUGAAGACGGAACAGUGAAGGAUGAGUUCCAGGAUGAGAGUGAGUUCAAUGGCCAGGAUGAAGGUGAGGUCAAGGCCAAGGAGAGCAACUCGGAGGUAGAAGAGGACCCCACGGAAGCCAAGAAUGGCAGCAUGAAGGGAAAGGAAGGAAGCGUGCAGCUGAGUGAGUGUGCUGUGGGGGCCAAGGGCAGUGAAGAGGUCAGUGUUGGCAGCUUGGAAGGUAAGAAGGGCAGCGCAAAGUCAGACAAGGGCCAUGCAGAGGUCAGUCAGUGCAACAUUGACUUGGGCGAAGAUGACAUAGAAUUUGGUGAGGAUGACAUCAAUUUCAAUGACGGUGACGUCGAAGCCGUGAACAUCCCAGAAGGCCUCCCUCGGAGUCGCCGGAACAGCAGCAGCCACCCUCCUCUGCCCAGGUGCUAUGAGUGCAAGGCUGCUAAAGUGAUCUUUCUCAUCAUUUUCUCCUAUGUGCUGUCCCUGGGGCCCUACUGCUUCCUAGCAGUCCUGGCCGUGUGGGUGGAUGUCCAAACCAAGGUGCCCCAGUGGGUGAUCACUAUAAUAAUCUGGCUUUUCUUCCUGCAGUGCUGUAUUCACCCCUAUAUCUAUGGGUACAUGCACAAGACCAUCAAGAAGGAAGUCCAGGGUAUGCUGAAGAAGUUAUUCUGCAAGAAAAAGUCUUCAAGAGGAGAAGGUAGCCACCCAGAUGUGCCCGGAAGUGAAGCUGGUUCAGAGAGAGGAACUGAAGGCAAGAUUGUUCCGUCCCAUGAUUCCGCUACUUCACCUUGA